UUGACGUCACACCUCCGCACCGCCCCUCGACCUUUCACCCUUUGCCGCGUGCACGCAGAGCGCUCAACUUCCGCUAUUUUUGUUUUUUUUAAUUCGCCGGGCUGCCCGCGACUUUUAAAGUGGAGGCGGCUGAUAAAAGGUGCUUUGCCAAUCAUCUGCCCUGGCAUGAACAGUGAGCAGGAUCAGCCACAAUGCAGUGCCCCCGGUCCAGAUGGUGAUGGCGAGGACUUGCCCGUUUUCACCUUUCUGCAGAAGCAGCUGGCACUAGCACAUGAAAAUGCUGCUCCAGAACUGCUUGUACUGGAGAGCUCGGACUCUGACAGCUCUUGCUGUUUCCCUGUUGGAACACUUCAGGACCCCUUGAAGCCUACAGAAGACGUCACGAUGAUCAGCAGUGAAAGUGAUGACGAGGAUGUCUAUGUGCCUCUUUCAGAGAGGCUGAAAGAGAGAUUCGGAGCAAAAGAUGCUGACGUGUGCGGCCCCCUAGACACUCCUCUGCAGAGCGACAACGCUGAAUUACAAAAUCAAUCCGAGAAUUUUGCGCAGUCACUUAAUAAGAAUAAUGAGCAAGUAACUGGCGCAGUGAGGCAAACGCAUAUGGUUGGCAAGGCGUCCGUUUGGGAUAUAUCCGACUCCGAAGACGAGGCUGGAACUCUAAGGUUAAUGGAAGGCCCAGGUCCGAGUAGCACUUCAGCUGGCAAGCCUCCAUUCACUGGCCUGAAAUCCGGUCUCUCGUCCCCAGUAAAAAAGCGUCUCGUUAAAUGUAACCAAGAAGAGGUUGAAGAAAAGAGGCUUCUUACGCUGCAGAAGAAAAAGGAGCGGGAAAAGCAGCGGGCAGAGAGAGAAACGAAGAAACACGAGAUUGAACGAGAGCGAGCAAAAAAGAAAGCUCUGGCUGAAGCGGUCAGGGCAAUGAAACCAGAAGAAUGUAUAAAGAAUCUGUUAGUCGAUCUUUUAGUCGCGAUUGAUCCAGCUUUGCUGCAGGUAGAAGGCGGAGGCCAAUUGCUUACUCUGUUACAGUCCUUGAAUUACAACUAUGUGGUGGAGAGCCAGGCUGUGCCGUGCAGCGUCACUUGGAAGAGGAGAACGCACUUGACCGAGGCUGGAGAGACGCAGUAUGCCAGUGAGGCCAAUGUGGUGGUUCUUGUGCCGACGGAGGAUUUCAUUUCCAUGAUCCUGUGCUCCUCGGAGGAACGCCAGGGCAUCUCUACCAGCGGCAGGCAAUCUUUGAAAAGCUGGGCACGGAAAAUAUUAGAGCACUUUGGAAAGAAGACCCUGACGGUGGCCGUGGUGAACCUGGAGACGUACUUCAGGUCACAGAAGUGUCAGAGCCAGCGGAGGUUUCGCGAGGAGGUACUCGGUGACGGUGACGCUGGCAGUAAAAGGAGGAAGAGAAAAGCAGGUGAAGAUGUUCUCCCCAAGGUCUCCAGGGUGGAAGUGGAAGAGGCGCUGGUGGAUCUGCAGUUGCUCACAGAUGUUCAGGUUCACUUGUCCGAGUCCUGGAAGGCCUUCUCCGAUUACGUGGCGAUGGUGUCCAAGGCCGUCGCUGAAACUCCUUUUAAGCGCCAACGUGACCAGGCAAGCUUCAAUUUCUACUUGGAUGGCGAGUGGGCAGGAGGAUGCAAAGUGGACCGGAAUGGCAGGGGGCUUCUCCAGGUGUGGAAGAGGCAGAUCCAGCAGUUCAAUCGCGUCAGCCCUGAAAUUGCUAGUGCCAUCUUGGCGGCCUUCCCAUCACCCCAGUCACUCGUUAAGGCCUACCGGAAGUGCAGCUCCGAGGCGGAGAGGCAGAGACUUCUUGCAGACGUGCAGGUCCGGCGAGGAGAAGGAGUGACGGCGACUUCACGCCGCAUCGGACCCGAACUUUCCAAGCGCGUUUAUUUGCUGCUGACGUCAUGUGACCCAGAACUGUCCCUGGAGGCUGCUGGUUAGACGCCAAGUCUGCGUGAAGAACCGUCAAAAGCGGGCAUCAAGCACGUGGUACCUGCCAAAGGACCAUUCUGGUGGCGUCUGAAAUGACGUGUGUGGUUUAAACGUGGGCACCAUGCCCAGCCGAAUGUUGAAUGUACGUGUAAACCUAAUUGUCAUCUCCUCGGGUUUAACGGGUGGGCUUCAGGGCGAGCUUUGAAGGCCGAAAACAAAUAAAUAAAGGGGUCCGGCAUGAA
This is a messenger RNA of Polypterus senegalus (gray bichir), 2162 nucleotides long. It is a transcript of the gene eme1, whose product is annotated as essential meiotic structure-specific endonuclease 1. The record is from RefSeq and is a predicted model, not a curated record. The transcript has 9 exons. Gene Ontology annotation, cellular component: nucleus; Holliday junction resolvase complex. Gene Ontology annotation, molecular function: nuclease activity; DNA binding. The coding region runs from base 166 to 1929 and encodes 587 amino acids. Gene Ontology annotation, biological process: double-strand break repair; mitotic intra-S DNA damage checkpoint signaling; resolution of meiotic recombination intermediates. NCBI's taxonomy places the organism in Eukaryota, Metazoa, Chordata, Cladistia, Polypteriformes, Polypteridae.